This is a messenger RNA of Nelumbo nucifera (sacred lotus), 1127 nucleotides long. It is a transcript of the gene REV7, whose product is annotated as DNA-binding HORMA family protein. The record is from RefSeq and is a predicted model, not a curated record. Lineage: Eukaryota; Viridiplantae; Streptophyta; Magnoliopsida; Proteales; Nelumbonaceae. Gene Ontology annotation, cellular component: zeta DNA polymerase complex.
GACGGCGUCUUCAAUUACAAUAACAGGGCCUUCAACGAAGCUUGCCCUUGUUAAUGGAACGAAGAGAUCAUCAAUCUUCACAAGGUCUGAUUGUCUGAUUUCUCGUUUUUUUCUACUUCUUGAUGAUCAAAACUGAAGCUGGUGAUCUUCAAUUCUCUCCCUUUACAGCUGAGACGGCUCGUAUUCUUGUUGAAUUCCUUGAAGUCGCCAUCAGUUCCAUUGUUUUCCUCAAAGGAGUUUACCCUCCUGGUGCAUUUGAGAGGAGGCGUUAUAUGAACGUUGUGGUCCAGAGGACUCGACACCCUCAACUCAGAGAAUACAUCCAUUCAGCAGUUACUGGACUUCUUCCCUUUAUCCAGAAGGGAUUAGUGGAGAGAGUAGCAGUUAUAUUCUUCAAUAAUGAAAAUGUUCCAGCUGAGAGAUUUAUAUUCAAGCUUACAAUUAAUCAAUCAUAUGGACAGAAGGUGGAAGAAGCUAAUUUUGAGUUCUCACUUAGGUCAUUCCUAAUCAAGCUUUCAGUUUCUGAACCACUUACCAAGACUCUUCCAAGAGAUUGCAGGUGGGAAAUAACAGCUUACUUCCGUUCUCUGCCUCAAGCUAGCUCAAGCAAGGAAGCAGAAUCGUGGAUUCCAACAGACACAAAACAAUGGCAACAGCCUCCACUAAUAAGCCCAAUCAAGUCGAUGACCAGUGAACCUCUGACUCUGCAAUUAUAUGUAGAGCAUCCAAGUUUGUCUGAACCAACAACUCAGUAGAAUAUGGGACCUAGCAAACGGAACUUGGAUAUUAUCAUUAUUCAUGUAAAAUACCAAACUGGCAUGUAACUGUCAAGAACUAUUUUUGGUUCCAAGGUGUAUUUUAGCCAACAUAAAAAACUAAUAUGAUGUCAAAAGGAGAGAAGAAAAACAAAGAGCUCAAUAUGAUUCAAUAUAGAUUUGAAGAGAGUUUCUACUUCUGUAUUUUAUAUUGGCCUUCUAAGAAUCAGCCAAGCAUUAUAGAUUCCCACUGAAACUUAGAUUGUUUGGCCAUAUUAUGGUCAUCUUACCCAAAAUUUUACUUUAUCAAUGACUCAAGUGAGAAGUUUCUAGUUAUAAAAGCAUGGAAUGAAGAGAUUCCCGGCAUCUUAA